This is a messenger RNA of Acanthopagrus latus (yellowfin seabream), 2195 nucleotides long. Its product is annotated as odorant receptor 131-2-like. Gene Ontology annotation, cellular component: membrane. Lineage: Eukaryota; Metazoa; Chordata; Actinopteri; Spariformes; Sparidae. The coding region runs from base 760 to 1716 and encodes 318 amino acids. Gene Ontology annotation, molecular function: G protein-coupled receptor activity. The transcript is spliced from 4 exons. Gene Ontology annotation, biological process: G protein-coupled receptor signaling pathway. The record is from RefSeq and is a predicted model, not a curated record.
UCUUGCAUCUUUAAUCAUUAGACAUGCAAUAACAAUUCUUUCAGGAUAAUCAAUUCAUCAAUCAAAAGUAAAUGUAUUGUCAACAACUUUAAUCAAUCAAUUCAGUCAUAUUCAAAGAAUGUGUCCUCUAUUAUGUGAGAAUUUUUUUCUUAUCUAUGAAAGUAAAUUAAGUGAUUCUUUUUACAUGUUACAGACUAAACAAUCCAUUCAUUGUGAACAUAAUCAACAGAUUGAUUGUCAGUAAAAUCAAUCAGGAUUUGCUGUUUCGCUGCUACCCAGAGUCUGGGUUUUGGACUGUUGCUCGGAAAGAAGAAGAAAUUGGAAGAUGUCAGUCUGGGCUCAGUAAAAUUGUUGGUUGGAGCCUUGUGUAAUUAUACUUCAUUCUUUUGUGGGAAAAAGAAAUCUAUUGCAAUCUAUUAACAGAUAUGAUUUAGAAUUAGUGUGACUGAUCAUCUGAUCACUGAAAAACUAUAAAAUCUUGAUGUUAUGACAUUUGUUGGUGUCUCUACUGUUUUCUUACAUCUGGAUAACUAGAUUUGUAGGCCAGGACAUUUCUUUAUUACAAUGAUUUUCCAUCACAUCUUUUACCUUUACAGAACAACUGAGGAUUCUGUGAUUUGGAUACUGCACAUAGCUAUAUUUUAAUUGAGAUAAACUGAGACGGUUUCAUUGAUUCAACAAUAACUGAGACAGCUGUUUUUCUCCAUUUUAUCUUGACCGAGAUGUGGUUUCUCAGAACUGAACAGGAAGCGGUGCGAUAUGAACUCAACCAAACGUCUGGACAGCCUGAGCGAAGCUUUCUUAAAAACCUUCAUCACAUUUGCCAUCGCUGUCAUCAUCAACUUCAUCAAUGGAACUUUUGUCUACACCUACUUUCGGAGCCAUGUCUUCCAGAGAGACCCAAGGUAUGUGCUGUACAUACAUUUGGUUAUCAAUGACAUGAUCAUGCUGACAAUUGCUGUGGCGCUGCAGAUCAUGAUCUACACCAUUCCCCUGAAACUGGCUCCCUGCUGCAUUCUGCUUCUCAUCUUAGUCACUACAAACAAGAACAGCCCUCUGAACCUGGCUGGCAUGGCACUCGAGCGUUAUAUUGCUGUUUGCAAACCUCUUCAUCACGUCCAGAUCUGCACCGUGCAGCGGACCUACGGUUUCAUCACACUGAUCUGGGCCGUCUCCCUCAUGCCCAGCGUCACAGAUGUCAUCUUCCUUGUUGCCACCCAGCCUCUUUCGAGCUUCUCAAGAAACGUCAUCUGUUACGAGUCCAACAUCUUCAGCACACCAUUCCACAAGACACACAGGGAAAUUGUCCAGGGUCUUCUGCUUUGCUUCGUCUUCCUUACUGUGCUCAUCACCUACUUGAAUGUCCUCUGCGCUGCCCGGGCGGCCUCAGGUUUGAACCAGGCCUCAGCCAGAAACGCCCGUAACACCAUCCUGCUGCACGGAGUCCAGCUCCUCAUCUGCAUGUCCUCCUUCAUUGCUCCAUUUAUCAACAUCAUGUUAGUCACCGCUUGGCCCGAGAAACGCAGUACAAUUCUCUUCACCACCUACCUGAUUUCCGGUGUACUUCCACGUCUGCUCAGUCCGCUCAUAUACGGCAUCAGAGACAAGACGUUCAGCAGCCACAUCAGGAUGCUCUACUGCUGGAGCUGUUAUCCUGCAGAGAAGAGGGUGAACCCGAUGGGACCCCAGAGCAGGUCCAAAAAGGUCUCACACUGAAUGACCUUGAAACGCGAGUGAUUUUGCAAGUUAUAGUUCAUUAGCUGCAAAUACAAAUUGAUUUAGUUGUUUAGUGAAAGGAAUGUAUGUGAGAGAAUAAUCAACAUUUAUGCGUUUAAAUCUGCUCCGAUGCCUUCAGGCCCUCAUGGUUUAAGAGGUAAAUGCUACAUGUGGGUCAGAAAAAGUUUGUAAAAGUUUCUUUCCAUAAUAGUAACUGCAGAUUUUUAUUUUGUUUAAAUACACAUUCUACUCAGUGAGUCCCACCUGGCUAUGAUGGCAUCAUCUCACUGAAUUAGCAUCACAGAAAUCUAUAUAACAGCAUCUUUCCUUGUUGCUCUCAGUGCUCACAACAACAUAUCACAACAUAGGGCAGACCAGUGAGGCACUGAAGUAAGUUUAUCUUGCUUUCCAUUUAGAAGUUUGUUAAAAAGUGAGUCAGUUUUUUAACUACUACAAAUACUGAUAAUUAUUCAGAAAUG